Messenger RNA from Porites lobata, 1882 nucleotides. NCBI's taxonomy places the organism in Eukaryota, Metazoa, Cnidaria, Anthozoa, Scleractinia, Poritidae. The record is from the annotation of a GenBank genome assembly.
CUUAUACUUACAGAUGAUGAGAAGCCUUUCCCAGUAUACUGUGAUAUGGCCGCUGGAGGUGAGUAAUUCAGUUUCAUCUUAAUUGAUUCAUUCAGUGAGAAAAUUGCAUUUUCGCGCCCGUGAAAUACCUAAAAGAAAGCCUUCCCUAACACAAAAAACAUUAAUGAAAAUAUAAUUGAGAUUUGCAGAUAUCUAUAGACUGGGACGUGAAAACUGAAGUAUCCAAAUAGAUAUCACUCUGCUUCGGGCGACUCGGAAAUGGGUGUUUUGCCAACAUACAUAUAUAGUUGCGUAAAGAUGGUAAAUUCGAAGUAAAAGUCUCGACCUGGUGGUGUGCCCGAAUGAAUACUCUGUAUCCAAAUGAAAGCUACUGACUGUUAAAAAUUCAUAUAUACUUGGCUGCGAGGGCUUAAGGCUCAGCAAUGAAUAGUAUUUGUAUUAUUCCCCCAAGCCUCGGAGCCAAGUAUGAAUUUUAAUACAUCAUGAUCAAAAUUGGUCUAUUCCUUUGUUCUUAUACAGACUUUUUUUUUUCCUGCUAUUUGUAGGCUGGACUAUGGCGUUUAAGGCUGUGUCUGGAGUGAAUAAAAACGUGUAUAGUACAUACACAUCUGAUCAGACAUCCUCUGAAAAAGUCUUUGCAGCUCUUGAAGUCACUAACAGGCACUUUAACCACUACAAAAACAGGAUCGUUUUAAAGUGGCAAAACAUUGGACCAAUGGAGGUAUUAUAUAUUUCACUUUAUUUCCGCUGUGACAUUGCGUUCAUAAAUCUGCCAGCUAAAUGCCCUAUCUGCUCUACAUGCAUGACAGACCGGGUCUCACAGGCUCCUGCAGGUUGCUCGUGGGCCACAAGAGAAUGCGUGGAAGCGUACGUGGAAGCGUACGUGAAAGCGAGUGACCUGGAGCGUCUGAAAAUCAGGCUAGGCAAACGUUUGAUGGGGAAGAAAAAGGCGCCUUCUACCUCGUGUGUCCUUCGCGAUUUCGUGCGCCUUUAUCCCCCCUUGCCCUUCGCAGGGUAUUGAUGCCAUGUCUUCUACUUUUGUCAGGCCGGAAAUUGCAUAUAAUGAUCCCGUAUUAAAUGAAAAUACUUACUGCAAAGAAAAUAUAUAUAAUAGUCAACACCUUAUAAAUAAUAUAAUUUCGUUUUCUUUUUGUUUGUUUGUUUGUUUUUGUUCCUACUUGCGUGUCUGUCAAGAGCAAAGCAAUUAAUUUAAUUUAAUUAAUUUCAAAGUUAGUAGAAUUAAGGCCUCGUCCAUACGAAUCCGGACAUUUUUGAAACCACAUAGUUGCUUAUAACCAGAUUGGUGUAGACGGGGCCUCAAACCACCCUGGAGAAACACUUAGAAAUUCUCUGGAGAGCGGUUUCAAAAAUAUGCGGUCUCGGUGAGCAUAUUCACUGGUUUCGUGUGGACAGGAGCCCAUGCCAGUGUGAAAAAAAGGCCGACUCGAGUAAAAAUAUAAGCGGUUUAAAAAAUAUCCGGAUUCGUGUGGACGUGGCCUAAGAAUUCAGUUAAAUUCUAUUUUUGCUUGAUUUCCUAAAGGCGAGAGUUGUCCUGUAUAAAGGAGGAAAGGUGAUGAAGGAGUUGAAAUUCGAUGCCAAGGGAUCAGACAAACUCAACUGGUUUUCACUCUCCAGACUGACUCAGAGCUCCUGGACUGACAUGAAGACUCAGCCAAACAACUUCUUUUCAAUCCGUGGAGAUCCAGGCAACGGCCGUCACUUCUUCAUUAACAGUGUCUAUGCUGGAUGUCCUAAAGAUGUUGGGUGGAUUGUGAUAACUGUGCCCCCAGACUGCGAUUGGGAGAAGCGCUUCCGGCCUGGUGAGAAUGUGAUACUUUACAGCAAGCUGUCUGGUCUUACCAACUGGAACCAAUACGGUGAG